UUUUACGAGGUCGUUUUGAGGAGUGAGAAAAUGGAAAAAAAGGCAUCAAAACUCAUAAUAAUAAAUCACAGACAUCUGAAAUUGAAAUUGGAGAAGCAGUAAUUCUACUGCAAUUUAACACUUAAAAUUAAAGAACCCUAACUAAAUAAGCAUCGCGGUUCGGCAAAGAGUAAUCGAUUUUUCUGUCAAAAUCUAAUAAAGGAUGGCAGAAUCGAAUGUUGAAGCAGAAGGAGAGAAAGAGAAAGAAGAGGAGAGAAGUAUGAGCAGGAAAGAGAAGAGGAAGGAAAGGAAGAGGAUGAAGAGAAAGAAAGUACGGAAAGAGGUAGCUGAGAAGGAGAGAGAAGAGGAGGAAGCAAAACUCGAUGAUCCUGAGGAGCAAAAGAGACUCCAGGAGAUGGAGGAAGAGGAGAACCAGAGAAUAGAGAGAGAGAGGAAAGAAUUUGAGGAGAGGGAGAGAAAGUUUCUGGAAGAGAUUGAGAGGAAAAUGAAGCUUCUAGAAGAAGAAGAAGAAGAAAAAGAAAGGCAGAAGGUUCUAGAAGACGAGCAAGAUGCUAAGAAAUUUCAGGUUGAAAAGGAGAAUGAGUUUAAUGAUGAUGAUGAUUGGGAAUAUGUAGAAGAAGGUCCUGCAGAAAUAAUAUGGCAAGGGAAUGAGAUUAUUGUACGGAAGAAAAAGAUUCCGAAGAAAAAGAGUGCAGAUCAACAAAGUAGAAAUGAGGUGAUAUUAUUUGUUAUGCAGGAUGAUCGACCUACAUCAAAUCCUCUUCCCCCGCAAUCUGAAGCUUUUGCCGAGUACCAAAAAGCGCCAAUGCCAUCAGCAGAACGGAUGCUUGAGAAUGUUGCUCAACAAAUACCUAAUUUUGGAACUGAACAAGAUAAAGCUCAUUGUCCUUUUCAUUUGAAGACUGGAGCUUGUCGGUUUGGCCAGCGAUGCAGCAGAGUUCAUUUUUAUCCUGAUAAAGCUAAUACACUGCUAAUGAAGAACAUGUAUAAUGGUCCCGGCCUUGCCUGGGAACAAGAUGAGGGGCUUGAGCAUACAGAUGAAGAGGUUGAACGCUCUUAUGAAGAAUUUUAUGAGGAUGUUCAUACAGAGUUCUUGAAAUAUGGGGAAAUAGUGAAUUUCAAGGUUUGUAAAAAUAGUUCAUUCCACUUGCGGGGGAAUGUUUAUGUGCAAUAUAAGUCAUUGGAUUCAGCUGUACUUGCUUAUUGUUCCAUCAAUGGUCGAUACUUUGCUGGAAAACAGGUAAAUUGUGAAUUUGUUAAUGUGACAAGAUGGAAAGUUGCCAUAUGUGGGGAGUAUAUGAAGUCAAGGCUCCAGAUGUGUUCUCGUGGGACAGCUUGCAAUUUUAUCCACUGUUUUCGUAAUCCAGGUGGGGACUAUGAAUGGGCUGAUUGGGACAAGCCACCACCUAGAUACUGGAUUGAAAAGAUGACUGCUUUAUUUGGUUACUCUGAUGAAUCCGCAUGUGAUAAACAGAUGGAGCAAGACAAAUUUAAGCAGCCGAGGAUGUCUAGCAAGAGAAUACCAGCAUAUACAGACAGGCAUCAUUCAAGCAGAUCUAGAUCCAGGGACAUUUAUUACUCGCUCCAUUAUUCUGGUAAAAGUGACAAUGAAGAUGAUGAUGAAGAACGCACUCACCGGCAUUGGCGCUCAGAUGAUGAUCGGAAACAGAUUCACAUCCAUGAUGAGAAAUCAUACAGAAAGGACUACCAUCUUAGUAAUCGCAAAAGCCAUGAUAUGAUUUCUGAUGGAGGCUGGUCUGAUGGGGACAGUGAGGCAGAUAGAGAAAGAAAUAAGCGUCAUGGUCAUGGUCAUGUAACAAAAAGGUCAAAACACCAUAGUGAAGUGACAAAGCACUCCACUCACUGGUCUAGUGGGAAGAGCAAAGACAGUAACCAUAAGGCGGCUUCUGACGAGUGGUCUGAUGGGGAUAGCGGGGCAGAUAGAGAAAGAAAUAAUUGUCAUGGUCAUGUAGCAAAAAGGUCAAAACACCAAAGUGAAGUGACAAAACACUCCACUCGUUGGUCUAGUGGGAAGAGCAAAGACAGUAACCAUCAGGAGAAUUCCGACGAGUGGUCUGAUGGGGGCAGAAAUGGACAAAAGGAGCAUUCUUCUGCUGAAGUCUCAGAACAUAGAAUGAAAGGGGUAUCUCUGGAUGACAAUAGAAACAGUACGAGUAAAUGCAGUGGAGCUGAUGGAUAUCAAUCGGAUAGAGAAAAACACCAUAGUCGUAUGGUGAGAAGCUCAAGACACCAGAGCAAGGUAAGGUCCAUGGAUGAUCUUGGGGAUGGUAAAGAGUCGAAUAGGGAUGAAGACAGAGACAGACAUGAUCAUCCCAGAAAGAAAAGGUCGAGACCCCAUAGCAGGUCCUCUGAGUUAUCAGAUGAUUAUCAAGAUGAUAGGUAUAGGACACGCGAUACUGAUUUGAAGGAUGAUUGGUUAGACGAGAACAAGGAAAGACAUCAAAGGCAUAAAAGGAGACAUUCAAGACGCAGUGAACAAGAGAUUUCGGAUGAUGAAGAGAUAUCUGCAAAAAGGUUGAAAGAGAAGUCUUAUAGUGACGAAACAGAAAUAGAUAAAUCUCACCUGAAAGGAAAGCCAGUUGGUCGUCGCUCGAGCAGACAAAGCCACUCAAGCAGAAAGAGUAUUGAAACAAAUUGUAGUGUAGAGAGUUUGAAUCUGAGCGAAAAUUAUGAGUUCAAUUAUGUGGACAGUGAUACGAGAUGCAAAGACAUUGAGGAAACUAAUGAGCAGGAUCGCUGGAAACCUGAAAGUCCUGAUAGGCUGGAACUCUACUAGAAAAUCUAUUUGUAUAGAAGAGAUGAUUCUGGCAGUCCAGUCUGAUUCGAAAAGAUGUAAUUAACACAACAGGAUCGCAGAUAGAAUGAAUAAGUCGAAGAAGGAUGUGGAAUUCAUUGCAGAGAUGCUUCUGGAACGCCAUGAUUUUACUGAACAAAGAUUAUAUAUCUCAAGUUGUUGGGACAAGAAAUCUGCAGAGAUGCUUUAACCUGCAUAUUGAAGAAUCCUUAGGUAUUAAACAACGCAUGGUAACAAAAUGGCAUGAAGAGAAAGCCAAUAUAUAUAUAUAUAUAUAUAUAUAUAUAUAUAUAUAUAUAUUACUUGGGAGGAAGCAGUGGAUUGUUCUUUUUCCCUAUCUCUUCUAUCUUCUAGUCAAGCUCCGGACAACAUCGAUGUUGUGUAUUUAGGAAGUAAGUGGUUAAUCAAUUGGCUUGAAAUAGUUAGUUUUAUCUGUAAAUGCAGUUUUGAUUGUAAAAAGAUGCCAGCAAAAGUUCCUGCGUUCUAGCUUCUGGUAGCAUGCAGGUCAAUGAUAGUACUUCCUAACAUACAUUUCUGAUUUCUCUAGUCGCUUUAACAUCCUAAACAUCUAAUUACAUUUAAAUCUUUGUUUUUGUGUUUAA
Molecule: messenger RNA, 3417 nt
Organism: Ricinus communis (castor bean)
Lineage: Eukaryota; Viridiplantae; Streptophyta; Magnoliopsida; Malpighiales; Euphorbiaceae
Product: zinc finger CCCH domain-containing protein 5
Exons: 9
Coding region: 203-2797 (864 amino acids)
Biological process (GO): mRNA splicing, via spliceosome
Cellular component (GO): U2AF complex; spliceosomal complex
Molecular function (GO): pre-mRNA 3'-splice site binding; metal ion binding
Source: RefSeq, a predicted model, not a curated record